AUGGCACAGAGGUAUUAUGUCCUUAAUGGGUACAAUGACCCUAGUCUCAAGAAUACCUAUAUAUCCUCUCUACCACAAGAACUUCAGCCAAAAAUUCGUAGAAUGUUAGCCAUAACUCAAAAGAAUAUUAAGACCAUGAGUCUUGGCCAGAUCCACCAGGUGACAUUAGAAGCACUUGAAAAGCUUUGCCGUUUUCAUCAUCAAUUUUCUGAAGUUAUAGAACAAAAGUCAAAGUUCACCCAAGCAUGUAAGAAACCCUACCUGGAGAUUAAGUGUAAAGAGAAAAGGUGUAGUUGUCCAACAAAAAAGAAACAUAAAAAAUACAUCAAAUCUCACAUGACCUUCAAGGGAAAGAAAAGAAAGAAUAUGAAGUUCUUUAGAAGAAAGCAUUUCAGAGGAAAGGGGGAAAAUCAAAGAUGCUUUAUUUGUGGGAAAAAAGCGCAUUUCUCAAAAGAAUGUCCUAAUAACACCCAUAAAGCCGCAAAACUGAUUAACUCUCUUCAGCCUCUAGAAGGAGACUUAAAAUCUUUGUAUUCUGAACAAAGCUUUGCUGAUGAAGAAACAAUUUUUGCCUUUCAAGACUCUUCAUCUAAUGAAGCAUCAUUUUCGGAGUCAGAAGAUGACAGAUAUCUCCCGGUUUACUCCUUCCUACUAUACCACUUCCUUAUGUUGAAGUCCAUAUCCUCGCAACAAAGUUUUCCCGUCCGAAGAAAGUUAUAG
Molecule: messenger RNA, 720 nt
Organism: Lathyrus sativus (Indian pea)
Lineage: Eukaryota; Viridiplantae; Streptophyta; Magnoliopsida; Fabales; Fabaceae
Source: the annotation of a GenBank genome assembly